GGGAUGCCAGACGAAGGUUCGCCAGUACACACUCACUCUGUGGACCCCAAAGUGCCACCCCUGAUGCCAGAGGACCACAGAGCUUCUGUUGCACCCAAUGCCGGUGCCAGCGAGGGGGGGCACCAAGACAUAGCACUCGCAAACGAAUAAAGGGAAUAACACUCCAUAUUGAAGCUCUGUUGGAAGUACAUAGCUCAGACCAAGCCUUGCACACAUCAAACAUGCUUGGAAAACUCACCCGUUUUUUCCUGGGUGAGGUGGAUGAAGGAGACAAUGAAGAGAACAGUGACAUGAACAACGUUCUGUAUGAGAAUGAGGAAGAUGACUGGAUUAUUGUGACUAUCCAAGUCCAACAUCCAAUGGCAAGGUUGGAAAUCGAUCCUCCAGAAAACCUACUGUUUGAACACCCGAGCAUGUCUGUAUAUACUCUGCGGAAUAAGAAUGAUGAAAGUGAAGAAGCUGCUGAUUUGGCAGAGAAACUGAAAGGUCACAGGGCUGUUCCAGUUGCUCACUAUAUCCCUCUAAGAAUGUCCACCUUAAUUGGAAAUGGUGGUGUGGUACAUGCCAAUCACAUGCGUUUCAUGCAGCGUGCCAAAUUAUACGUUGAGCAAAGAAAGCUAAGCCGGAAUCAACUUUUGAGGCAAAAUAGAGCCUGGAAACGACAUUCUACUAAAGAGACAAGCUCCAGACACUUCAAACAACCCCACCAGCGCAUUUCCAGAUAUUCGAGGCAAUAAGGAAACCUGUUUGUUUGGUUUGGACGGUAAACUUCAAGGGUUACAAUUUUGAGGGAUCGGGAGAAUCCCAACAGGAAUCUUACCCCUGAGUGUUUGCAUCUUGCGUAUCUAAAGGGCUUAUUUUCCUGUGCCUGCCCCCCCCCCCCCGCCGGGAAUAUUCAACUGCCUAGAGAUAGACUGAUUUACUAUUUUGCUGGCUUUCUGCCUUUUUUAAACUGCCAAGGGACUUUUGAGGUUUUUCUUGGUGCCAUAAAGCUGGACUUGAGGAGGAUGGGCUUUUACCCCAUUAUUCUGUUCUCAAUACUUGCUGGGUGCCUGAGCUCAGGGCACCUAGAAAGGAUAAAGCUAUAAGUGGCGCUGGGAAUCCCCAAUGACCAGAUGGGCCAGGGGGCAGCCUAAUAGAUGACAAGUAAGCCUCCAGAAUUGAAGUUUGCCCACCACCUGGUAUCCUGUUCUAUUGUGGCCUUCUGGCUGCUGAUCUCACAUCAACAUCCAGAAAGUCCCAAAUUCAUGGAGCAGGCUCGUAGCUACAUCUGAUUUUCAUGGGCUUCUUGCUAUUAAUUGGCUCUGAUAUGGGCAGACCCAUGCUGCAUUAUCCUUGAGCCAUGUAAAUAGACCAUGGUGAACAAUCCCAGGAUGGACCAGAGCAGGGCAUUUAGAGUGCAGUGCUCCUGUCUAGCACCAGGGCCAAGACAGGUCAAGAAAAUAAGCCCUCAAUAGUUUUAUAUUGGAUCGUGGAAACAGUCACAGCUUAUUUAGUUUCUUUUCACUGUAAAGUGACAUUAUUCAGAGUCCACAUUAGGGCUACAGUAUCUGUACUGAACAGUUAUUACUGUUGCUAAUAAGUACCUUGUAUUAUUGAAUGUUUACUUGUAACUGGCAUUAUUACUGAUCUGACUUGGCUGCAGGUAAAUGUAGUCAAAAGUACUUUUGAAUUUGUUGCUGCAGUAAUGCAGGAAAUUUGGCAGCUAUGUUGCACACAUCAAUGUCCCACAAACAGCAGUAAACAAGAAUAUUAGGCACACUAAAUGGAGGAUUCCUCUGCUUUGUUCAAAUAAUGCCAUAGGAACCUUUAUGUCCAUCAGGGGAGGCUAUUGGAGCCUCAGUUUAAUAUCUUGUUCAAAAGAUGGCGCCUUCAACAGAGCAUUACUAUCUCCGGCCCUUUGGAAUGGGAUUGAAUUCAUGAUUUCUGACUGACGUUACCUCUGACUCAAAGGUGAAAUUCUCCAAAAGUCUCUCUCUGCUCUCCCAUUAAACACUCAGGCUAGAUGCAACGCAAGUUACAUACAAAAUGAAACUUCCUCUACAUUGUCAUAAGAUUAUAAGAGUAGCUUACCAUCUAGAAACUUGAAAGUGUUGCUAACUCAUUUUCAUGCUAUUGUGCUUAUCCAUUCCCUGUAUUGCAGGUAAAUGUAGAAGUAUGGCUUUACGCAGACCAAGAUAAUGACUUGAAAAUAGAUUUGCAUUAGUAUCUGGAAAUCCUGGUGGAUGGCAACUUUAGCCUGACCACAGACCUUCAAAACCAAAAGCCAUUAUGAUUUUCCUUUAUCUUCCAUGACAAAGGGUGGGAUUUUCCACCUGCCGCCAGGGUCGUCUGGUCCCACUGAAGGUCAUUGGACCUUAGGCUGGGCCGCCAAAUCUCCCGUGGUAGGUCCUGCCAUGAAGGAGCUGGAAAAUCAUGGCCAAAGUUGCAGUGCGGCUUGAGCUUGUGAGUAUGCUGCCCUCUAUUUAAAUGCAGUGAGACAGUUUAAGGUCACAUGGGAGGGAAAUUAGAGUGGUUAUUUUUGAAUUGUGGCAUGUCUUGGAACAAUUUUCCUUCAUAGUUCAGAAUUUGUGGCCGUGUAAUGGAAGCACUUUCAGUGGGCCACGUUCAAGAUCCAGAACCAAACUCAGAGCUGGGUUUCUGUCAAAAAGUGAAGUUUCUGCAGACGCAGGAUUCAGACCUGCAUUGACCUGUUAACUUCUUUGGAGUCAGCCUCAAGGUGAACAAACAACUUUGCCAAAACCCUUCACAUGGCCUUCUAGAGCUGUCAGACAAUCUGCCUUUUGAGAGCCUUCUAGCUGUCAAAGACACAUGUCAGUUACAUAGAUAAUGCUGCUUUCUGGCAGCUAUACAAAAUACCUCAUUACCUGGAGGAUGCAUGUGAUUAAAAUGUUAUUUAUGUAUUUGGAGCUCUUCCAUGAUUUGGUGAGCGGCAAGCAGCUGUAGUUGAAACUUAACUGGUGAAACAACUGCUCAUUGGGAUAUGGUGUGCACCAAUGCUUUGGUCAAGAAGAUAGUGGCAAUGUCGCAGGUUGUGCUGUUCACUUUACCAUGUGUGAAAAGUCCCUGGUACCUGUAACCCACCUACCAAAAACUCAAAUCUAUGCUUGUCAGUUGCAUGACCAAUCCAAUACCUGAUCCAGGCAAUUACUGUUGAACAUUGGAGAGGUAACUUUGGCUCACUAAUCAAAUGUGAAGGGAUAGACCUGUCAAUGGAGGUUGGGAUUUCACCCAUUCGGUUCCAGAUAAACCUGAAAUUGAGUACCUAAUGAGCAGGGUAGUCCAAGCUGGACAAGUGGGAGAAAGUUUCCCAGCAUUCUUUACUGGCAGGAUGUAUAUUUUUAUCUGGUUAGACUCUAGCAGUACCCCUGCAGACUGAGAUAUUACCAAGUUUUGACUUGGGCAAGUUCAUUCUUCUCUAUGGGAAGAGGGUAGGCACUUUACAUUGAAUGAAUUUAUAGAUUUCUAAGUAAAUGAAUUUGGAAUCUUAAUAAUAGCAGAGGAGUUCUGCAUGUGUUGAACCUGACACAAUAUUAAUUUAAAGUUACAUCAUCCUAUACCUUAUAGGGCCAUUGUUAUAAUAAAAGUAACUUUGGCAAAAACAAAAAUGAGGAACAGAUAUUUUAACCUUAUGUUGGUGAUAAUUUGACGAUUAUUUCCUGGUGCCAGCUCAUGAUAAUCCUGCAAUGUGCCCAUAGUUUUUAAUGUUCUGGCAGUGGAUGAGCUUACUCAACACUGACAUGUACUGGAAAAUAUCCCCCAAUAUGUUCAUUUCUUUUAUAUUAAGUCUCAAAAGCAGAAAUGCCCCAUUCUAUUUACAAAUGGCACAGACCAACAAUAAUUGGAUUCAAAGGAGAAUGAUAUCAGAAAUUAUAUCAGGAUUUGAUAGAUUCCACUUGGGAGUAUGCUUCUCUCAGCAGGUAAUCAUCUUUCAUGGAAUCAAGUGGACUGGUGCCUUUUUAAUAGCAAUUCUGCAUGACUAUUCUUCACAUAGUUGUGACCACUCACCCCAAAUGAGAUGCUGUACCACAUGAAUCCCACAAUAGCAGAUUUUUUCUGGCUUAAAAACAUUGCUAGACUGAUGACAGUUUAUCUAUUAAAUGGUUAAAAAUUCCUGCAUUUAGUAAACCUUUUGAAAUGUGUAACUGAUAUUGUGAUAACACUUUUUCUACUCUUACCAGAUGAGAACUAGGACAGAACUUAAGGAAGUUGCUGAUUACACAUUGAAAUAAUUCUCAUUCAUACAAAGAACCCUCGAUCUAUAUUGUCAAAUUGAUCAUAUACAAGGAAUCAUGUUAUGGUUUUAAUGCAGUAGAAUAUGUGUACUGUUUUUCAAGUUUGUUUAAUUUUUGUGUGGAAUUUUUCACUGAUCUGAGUAAUAUAAAAGUAUUGAUAAAUUGUCAAUAGUGACCAGUUAUUUGGGAUUAAAGCCCAGUAGUUCUGAUAAGGGCAUCCACUUAAAAGUUAACUGUUUCUCUCUCCAAAAUGCUGUGUUUCCAGCACUUCCUGCUUUUAUUUGGUAUUAAAAGGCAGUUAAUGUUAGGAAUUUCUGGUUGCUAUGUAUAAGUAACUUUGCAAUAAUGGGAGCACACAAAAAAGGCUGUGAUUUCCUGCAAAAUUCUCCAAGAUUCUUUUGGAAUGAACAUCUGAUUUCAUUAGUAAUAAUGGGCAAAAUUAAUAUUUCACGAUUGUGUUAAAACAGAAUAACCAAAGGAUGCCUCGCCCUUUAGUGUUGGAACCCUGCUCUUGAGUAUUCUCUCUUCUUUUACAUUGUUAUUUUGUUAUAACACAUUGUUAUAUGCUAAUUCUUCACUUUAACCUUCAAUGACCAUGACAAUUUUGCAUGUAUAACUAGACAUAUAGGUGGUAUUUAAUCAGCACGAUGGGGGUUUCGCCCACUAGUUGGAGAACCAGCAGGGAACUCUUGACAAUUUCAUGGAGUAGGCCCUAUGAUAUUCAGUGCCCUUCAAACACUUAAGGGGCCAAUGUCAGGCCUUCCCUGGUUUUCAGGACCCCAGUGGCCAAGAGCCCAAUUAGAAGCCAAUAGCUCCUCAAUUGCUGUCAGUGCUACUGGGAGUGUUGGGACCAGCUGCUGGCAAUGCACCCACCAGAGGCCCAGGAUCACCAAGUGACCCCAGGGAAAAGGUAAGGACAGUAAGAGGGUCAUGGGAAGAGUGAGCCGAGGAUCAGAGGCAAAGACAGUUCUCAGCACCCUCCCCAAUGCCAGAUAUUUCAGCUUGAUAAGGACCUCCCCCAGGAGGCCAUUGGGUUCGGCCUUCAGAUGGGGUGCAGGAAAGCCAUUUAAUCCCUCAGCCACCAAUAGAUUUUGGUGGUCUUGGGGGAUAAUGGGUGUCAAUUGGCUCAUUAAGAAGCCUAAUUGACAUCUCAGCAACUGGGAAUUCUAUAUCUGCCCUCUGACUUAAUCGAGGGAGGUUUACUGCUGCCAGGAGACUGACAUGGGGUCUCUCCUGCAAGUAAGUGGCCCAGGCGUAAUGGUUCCUGCCACAAAGGACUGGAUUAAAUUCCACCCAUUGCCUAAAAUACUUUUAACUGUUUUUCAUGGUAUUUAAAAUUACUUCAAUGUUCUGGUCUAAAGAUUAAAAACACAAGUUCUGUAGUACACAAAAUAAAUGAUUUACUAAAGUUGCAAA
Messenger RNA from Carcharodon carcharias (great white shark), 5651 nucleotides. RefSeq lists its product as uncharacterized. The coding region runs from base 222 to 737 and encodes 171 amino acids. The transcript is spliced from 5 exons. The record is from RefSeq and is a predicted model, not a curated record. NCBI's taxonomy places the organism in Eukaryota, Metazoa, Chordata, Chondrichthyes, Lamniformes, Lamnidae. Gene Ontology annotation, biological process: autophagosome assembly; positive regulation of DNA-templated transcription. Gene Ontology annotation, cellular component: autophagosome; nucleus.